Paramecium pentaurelia is the source of this 550-nucleotide messenger RNA. Lineage: Eukaryota; Ciliophora; Oligohymenophorea; Peniculida; Parameciidae. The record is from the annotation of a GenBank genome assembly.
AUGUCCACAAUUAAGAAAACAUUGCUUAGAUAAAAACAAUAAAAAUGUGAAAUAUGUAAUAAAAAUUUUACAUUGUAAAUUUAAAUCUAUAUUAAUUCAGAUUAUUACAAUAACAUUAAUGUAAGAGAUGUUAAAGAGCUGUUUGUUUUGAUUGUGGAAAAUUUAAGGGAUUAGUAAUAAAAUAUAUUAAUUUGAGGUCAUUGAUUAUGAUCUCAAAUAAUAACAUAGAGUAUGUACAAUUUGCAAAGACGAAUAGAAUAACAUAUAAGACUUGAUAUCAAAAGAAUAAUUAUUAUUCAAUAAGAAUUCUCAUAUUACUAAAGAAUGGCUACAAUAUUUUUUUAUAGAUAAGUAUAGAAUAUAAUUAUUUAGAGCAAAAGAAUAAAUCAUUAAUGAUGAUUAUUAUACAAAAUUAGCAGAAAGCAAAAGAAAUUUAUCAUAAUAAGUUUCUGAGAAUCUUAAAUUAAUAUAAAGUUAUGUAAAUCAAGUAUAAGAUUAUUUAUUAAGUCAAGAUUCGUUCUAAAUAUAAUUAUUCUAUGAUAGAAUUUGA